Messenger RNA from Scylla paramamosain (green mud crab), 8871 nucleotides. It is a transcript of the gene didum, whose product is annotated as unconventional myosin-Va-like. Gene Ontology annotation, biological process: vesicle transport along actin filament; actin filament organization. The record is from RefSeq and is a predicted model, not a curated record. Gene Ontology annotation, cellular component: myosin complex; cytoplasm; actin cytoskeleton. Lineage: Eukaryota; Metazoa; Arthropoda; Malacostraca; Decapoda; Portunidae. Gene Ontology annotation, molecular function: ATP binding; actin filament binding; microfilament motor activity. The transcript is spliced from 38 exons. Bases 141 to 5738 code for a protein of 1865 amino acids.
CACCAGGAGGCUCCGGCGUCGUGUUUUGUGCGAGCUGUCAAGUGGUGGCAGUGUGUUAUCGACCUGUGCGUGUGCAUGUCCAAGGUCUCUUCAUGCUGGAUAUACUUAUUUAAUGGCUUGAACACCAGAGCAGCGGGAGGAUGUCGGUGCGAGAGCUUUACGUGAAGGGCGCCCAUGUGUGGAUCCCUGAUCAGGAGCAGGUGUGGCGCUGCGCCGAACUCACUCAGGACUACAAGAACCACCUGGUCACUGUCAUCUUUGAGGAUGGACAGACACAAGAAAUCAAGGUCAAGAGUGAUGAGGAGCUGCCACCCUUACGCAACCCUGAGAUUCUCAUUGGUGAAAAUGACCUGACCUCACUUUCAUAUCUUCAUGAACCAGCUGUACUUUAUAAUUUACAAGUCAGAUUUUGCAAUCAAAAUGCCAUCUAUACUUACUGUGGUAUUGUCCUUGUGGCCAUCAACCCUUAUGAAGAACUGCCCAUCUAUGGCCCUGAUACAAUAUCUGCCUAUCGGGGACACUCCAUGGGAGAUCUUGAUCCACACAUCUUUGCUGUGGCUGAAGAGGCCUUCACACAGAUGGAGAGGGAUAACAAAGAUCAGAGCAUCAUUGUGUCUGGAGAGUCUGGUGCUGGCAAGACUGUUUCAGCAAAGUAUGCAAUGAGAUACUUUGCUAGUGUUGGCGGCUCUGAUUCUGAAACACAAAUUGAGAAAAAGAUUCUGGCUUCUAACCCCAUCAUGGAGGCCAUAGGUAAUGCAAAAACUACAAGAAAUGACAACAGCUCUCGUUUUGGAAAGUACAUUGAACUGGACUUUACACGCAGCUACAGCAUUAUGGGUGCAAACAUGAGGACCUACCUAUUAGAGAAAUCACGUGUUGUCUUUCAGGCUCCUGAGGAAAGAAAUUAUCACAUUUUCUACCAGUUGUGUUCUGCAGCUUCAGAUAAGAAGUAUAGUCAUCUAAGAUUAGGACCACCGGAAACUUUUCACUACAUGAAUCAAGGCCUCCAGGAAGACCCCACCCCGCCACGCAGAUCUCGGCCGGGCCACCAGGACAAUUUCCACUACCUCAACCAAGGCAGCAGCCCUUCCAUAGAAGGAGUUGAUGAUGGUGCAGAUUUCAUAGAGACAUGCAAAGCACUGUCACUCUUAGGGAUAAAUGAAGCCACCCAGGACCAGAUGUUCAGAAUUCUUGCUGGUAUUUUACAUCUUGGAAAUAUCGUCAUUGAAGACAAUGGAGGAGAUGCCUCAGCAAUUGAUAAAGGUGAUGAAUCCCUUGCAAUUGUAGCUGAACUGCUUGGCAUUAGUGCCAGUGAAUUGAAGAUGUGGCUCUGUCAUCGUAAAAUCACUAGUGGCAGAGAAGUCUUCACUAAGCCAGUAACACUCUCUGAGGCUACGUUCUCCAGAGAUGCAUUGGCAAAACACAUCUAUGCAAAGUUGUUUGACUGGAUAGUAAAGGAGAUAAACAAAUGCUUUGCUGCCCCUACAAAACCUUUCAGAUUUAUUGGAGUUUUGGACAUCUAUGGAUUUGAAACCUUUGAAAUUAACAGUUUUGAGCAAUUUUGUAUAAACUAUGCAAAUGAAAAACUUCAACAGCAGUUCAACCAGCAUGUUUUCAAGCUGGAACAAGAGGAGUAUGUAAAAGAACAGAUUGAAUGGGAGUUCAUUAACUUCUAUGAUAAUCAGCCAUGUAUUGAUCUCAUUGAAAGCAAACUUGGUAUUCUUGAUCUUUUGGAUGAAGAGUGUCGGAUGCCCAAAGGUUCAGAUCAGUCUUGGGUUGAAAAACUCUAUGACAAAUGUAAAAAAUGGGACCACUUCAGCAAACCACGCUUAUCCAACACUUCAUUCCUUAUUGCACACUUUGCUGAUAAAGUUGGUUAUGAGUGUGCUGGAUUCUUAGAAAAAAAUCGUGACACAGUAUCAGAGGAGCAAAUUAAUUUACUCAAGUCUAGUCAGAUAAGUUUAGUACAUGCUCUCUUCACUGUGAAGGCACAGGCAGCACCCACCAAAGUAAAAGUUUUGCCUACUGGACCAUCAGCUGCUCACAGUUCCAAACAAAUGAAGAAAAGUGUUGGUUCACAAUUUCGUGACUCCUUAAAUUUACUGAUGUUAACACUGAACUCCACAACACCUCAUUAUGUGAGGUGCAUCAAGCCCAAUGAUGACAAGAUGGCCUUUACCUUCGAUCCCACCAGAGCCAUCCAGCAGCUACGGGCUUGUGGAGUGUUAGAAACUGUCAGAAUCAGUGCAGCUGGCUAUCCAUCCAGAUGGACGUAUCAUGAAUUCUUCUGUCGGUACCGAGUACUCUGCACAUCUAGAGAUAUUGUGAGGAAUGACAUGCGCUUGACAUGUGAAAAAAUCAUUGCAAACAUGAUCACUGAUGAAGACAAGUUCAAAUUUGGCCGUACGAAAAUAUUCUUCAGAGCUGGUCAAGUUGCCUAUAUGGAGAAACUUCGUGCUGAUCGUUUGUCUGCUUGUGGAAUAAUGAUACAGAAGCAUGUUCGAAUGUACAUCCACAGAAAUCGCUUCAGAACAAUGCGAAAUUCAGCCAUCAUCAUACAGAAGUAUGCAAGGGGCAUGGCAGCACGCAGACUUGCUCACCACAUGCGGCAGACUGCAGCAGCCAUCAAGAUCCAGGCAUGUGUUCGAGGGUGGGUGAAGCGAGUGCAGUACCGACGGUUGGUGUACACCAUCACCCAUCUGCAAGCCCAUGCACGUGGCUGCUGGGCUCGGCAGAGGUACCAGCACAUGCGCAGAGACAGAGCAGCUAUUGUCAUACAAAAGCAUGUGCGGCGGUGGCUGACAAGGAGACGCUACCUGAGGGCCAUGCGUGGCUUUGUCAUAGUACAAGGCCUGGUGAGAUGCUUCCUGGCAAGGAGACAACUCAAAAAGCUUAAGAUCGAAGCAAAAUCAAUUGAGCAUCAGAAGAAGCUUAACAAGGGAUUGGAAAACAAGAUCAUCUCACUGCAGCAGAAACUGACCGAGUUGAAAAAUGAAAAUAACUUCAUCAGCAGCUACAAAGAAGAAAUUAUGGUGCUUAAGACACGUGUUACUGAUUUGAAGGGUGUAGAAAAGCAGCUUAAAGUAAGCAACAAUCAAGUCAAUGAACUGGAGGCAAGAAUUGCUGAGCUGACCAAGGAACUUGAGAUGGAGCGAGGUGAAAAGAUGGAUGUUCUGACUCAAAAGGAGCGCGCAGAGAAGGAGAACCGUGAAUUAAUAGAGAAACUUAAUGAAGAAAAUGCAAGGUUAACAAAAGAACUUUCUGAUGCCCAGAAAGAAGAGACAAAAAGAGAAACUGAAGAAUACUUAAGACGGAAAUUUGAGGCUGAGAAGCAGCAGCUCAUCUUAGAGAAUACAGAUGAGAAAUCUGGAUACCAAAGACUACUUAAAGAAUUCAAUCGUUUAGAGCAGAAGAAUGAACACCUUGAAGAGGAGCUGGCCAAGUUCAAAGGAGGCAAUGCUCACAAGAGAACAGCAAGCAACGUUAGCAACCUGAGUGGUGCCAGUGAUGCCCCCACUGAACUGGUGCACGAUGAUGCUUCAGAGUUCUCCUCCUUCCCUGGAGAUGAUGAUGUUGGGUAUGGCUCAGUUCGCAGCCGUUCAAGUGAAAUGUCAGAUUCCAAUAGAAAUUUGGAAAAUAUUGAGUGGUCAUCACAGAAAACUGGUGACACAUCAGAGAUAAAAAUUCAGGUUCCUCAAAAGAUGGAAGAUAUCACCCUUGUUCUGCAACUUCAAAACAAAGUACGUGAGUUAGAAAAGGAGCGACGCAAUCUGUCCAAACAAAUAGAUCACUUGGAGUCGUCAUCCCCCCCGGAUGACCCACAGCACGCACAGGAACUUAUCCGGCUCCAGGAACUGGAAAUGGAGAAUGCUAAGCUCAAGGAUGAUCUCAACAGGCUGAGGAAAUCCAUUGCAGAUUCAGAGCCACAGAACAACAGAGUUCAAGAAUUUAUGAAACAAUUUGAAGCCCUACAAGAUGAAUUGGAGAGGAGACGAGAAGAAUGUAUCCAGCUACGCACCGUGUUAGCGAACCGUGCCCAUGAUCUGCGAUCAGUCACCCAGACUUCAUAUGGCAAAGAUGUGGAUAUAGUGAAUGAGGAUGGAGAGCUUGUAUUAGCAUAUCAAACACAGAAGCAAGUCAACAGACAAUUGGAGGAUGAACUGAAAAAGGAGAAGCAGCGCCUUCAUGAAACAGAGGCAGACUACAAGGGAGAGCUGGAACGACUUCGUCGGGACAAUGAGCGGCAGCAGAAAUUAUUGGCACAGAAUCUGUGCAAAAGUGACUCUACCAACUCAGAGACUCUUUUGCAGUCUGAAAUUAUGCGUCUCACCUCAGAAAACCUUAACCUUCAAGGCCAAGUGGACAAUCUAACUGAACAACUAAAGAAAUACAAACGCUCUCUGAGAGCCUAUGCCAAGAAGCUUAAAGAAGCAGGAGGCAGCAGCAGUAAGCGGUCCUCAGCUCAGGGCAGCCCGUAUGGUGGAGACCCAACAGAUAUGCUGGAUGUUAAUACUACCAAUGAAGGAGAAGUUCUACCCAUCAUCCGGAAAAAGGAACGGGAAUACAUGGGCAUGUUUGAGUAUGAUCGAAGGGAUGAAAUGCAGAUCAUCAGAGUUCUUGUGUAUGAGUUGAAACCUCGUGUGGCAGUAACUCUGUUGCCAGGUCUCCCUGCAUACAUAUUGUUCAUGUGCAUCCGUCACACAGACCACAUCAAUGAUGAUGAAAAAGUGCGAUCUCUGCUCAACAAUAUUGUGAAUGGAGUCAAAAGAGUGAUAAAGAAGCGCCAUGAAGACUUAGAUUCAACUGUUUUGUGGUUGUCCAAUGUCCUAAGAUUGUUGCAUAACUUAAAACAGUAUUCUGGAGAUAAAGCAUUCCAAGCAGAGAACACUGUCAAACAAAAUGAACAAUCUCUCAAGAACUUUGAUCUCUCUGAAUACAGACAAGUUCUAUCAGAUAUUGCUGUUUGGAUUUACAAUGGUGUCAUAAAACUAAUGGAAGAAAAGGUUCAGCCUCUGAUAGUACCAUCUAUCCUGGAACAUGAGGCAAUUGCUGGUCUCUCAGGCAACAAACCAGGAGGCAUGAGAGGUCGAACUGGUAGUGUUGCUCGUGAGCUUGAGUCACCAGUGGAGCCUCAAAAAGCACUUGAUCUGCUGCUGAAGGAAAUGACUCAGUUUUAUCGCACACUGGCCAUGUUUGGAACAGAUCCUGAGCUAAUCACUCAAGUUUUCAGACAGAUAUUCUACUUCAUCUGUGCUGGCUCACUAAAUAACUUGCUGCUAAGAAAAGACAUGUGCCAUUGGUCCAAGGGCAUGCAGAUUCGCUAUAAUUUGAGUCAUCUGGAGCAGUGGACACGAGACAUGCGACUGCAUGAGUCAGGAGUGACAGACACACUGGCUCCCAUCAUUCAGGCAGCCCAGCUCCUCCAGGCCCGCAAGACUGAUGAUGAUGUACAUUCUAUAUGUGACAUGUGUGACAAGCUGUCUGUGUCUCAGAUUAUCAAGAUUCUCAAUUUAUACACACCAGCAGAUGAAUUUGAGGAGAGAGUACCCAUCAGUUUCAUCCACAAAAUUCAGGCCAAGCUACAGGAGCGUGCUGAAGGAGAGCAGGCUCAGGCCACACUUUUGAUGAACACCAAGUUUGCUUUCCCAGUAAGGUUCCCUUUCAACCCAUCCAGCAUUCACCUAGAGGAUAUUGAGCUACCUGAUGCUCUACCACUGACUAUGUUAAAGAAAGUGUAAUUACUUAGUGUGGUAUGUACCAACCUUGUUAACGCUAGUCACAAAUAAUUACUUAAAGCUCUCUUGAAUAAGGAAUGAUUUUUCUUAACAAUAAUUGAGUUUAUAAACCACCACAGAACUUAAAACUUCCUUCCUUAUCAUGGUAAAAGAACUUUAUUUGUCUGUGAUACCUGUCACAUUCCACUCUCUCAAGUCAGAUGAUGCAUUCCAGUCCAUCACAGUCAAGAAUAUAAUUUAUUGCUGUGAUGUACAUUCACGCAGAGAGGAAAAGAAUGUUCUUGAUAAGUGUAUGCAUGUGUGCAUAAUUUUUUAUAUGCAGUCAGUAUGGAUUUACAUGGAAGACAUCACUGAUUGCUGUUGGUUGUCACAACAAUUAUUUCAUGCACAUAUCUUGUAACAAUAGUUUCCUUUCAAAUAUCUGUAUCUUGGAUGACAAAAUCUACAGGGACAGUGGUUGGUAAUUUCAUCAGCAUUAUACUAGAGAUUGUAAAUAGAAUUUUUUAAUAUAUAUCCGAGCUUUCUUCUUAAUAAUCAGAAUUUUUCAACAUCAUGAAACAAACGAUAUUUGAUAUAUUGCCAAAAUUAAAGGUUUAGUUUACCUGUCAAAUGUAAACAUUGUAUAUAAUAAUCAAAGGUAUUUUGGGGGGAGAUAAAAAUAGCAACAAAUGAUAUUCAUUGCACAUUCCAUUGCACAUUCCAUAAAUGGAUCAGAAAUAGUGUAGCUAAACAUUAUUUAUUGUAUAAAUAUUACAUAGUAUGUACUCUAUAAUUAGGUAGUACGUACUUGGGUAUCCUGUGUGUCUUAUAGCAUAAUGUAUCAGUAACUUGAUUUCAAAUAGUUAUUUCUGUGCAUGCAGGGUGAUAGUCCAAGUGAAGAAAUUUGUGUGUGUGUGUGUGUGUGUGUGUGUGUGUGUGUGUGUGUGUGUGUGUGUGUGUGUGUGUGUGUGUGUGUGUGUUUAUCAUUUACACAUAUGCAUGACACACACACACACACACACACACACACACACACACACACACACACACACACACACACACACACACAUUUUCCAACAUUCUGUAUACAGAUUUAUUGGUAUUUGUAUUAUAUAAGCUUAGUACCUAGUGACAUUGUAUCUUGAAACAAGUUAGUUGCAGCCCAUCAGUAACUAAAAACAUUGCUUUUUAUUGCAGUCCAAGGUGUAUUUAAUAUUUAAAAAAGCUCAGACUAAUAGAUAUGAUCAAUAUUUAUGCAGAUGAUUAAAUAGACAAACCUGCCUAUUGAUAUCUUUAGAAGAAAAAUUUCUAGGCUGGGCCUCUGAACCUCAUAGAUGUUGCCCAGCCAUCAACUUCUCACACUAACUGGUGCUCAGUAGUAUUCUUGUCAGUAAGUCCAUGUAUGGAUUCAUGUGACUCCAUUUGAUCCAAGAGAAAUUAAAUGCUGGCUGGGUAACAUGCUUGUGCAUGUAGACAGUAUUGUAUGGUUGGAAUAACAAUUCCUGCUCACAAAUCUUGGACCCAAAAUGCUUUGAAUUAAAGAAAAGACAAUUUUUAUUAAUCAAAACUUAAUAUGUCAGUGCUUUACACAGACAAUUAUCAUUAUAUUGUCAAGGUUGUCUUACACACACACACACACACACACACACACACACACACACACACACACACACACACACACACACACACACACACACACACACACACACACAUCAAGUGUUAAGAGUGGAGAAAUUGACAAAGAAAUACAAGACUCUUUACUGCUCAUCAGACUAUCAACAGUACAGACAAAUAAAAUAUAGUUGAGUAAAACACACACACACACACACACACACACACACACACACACACACACACACACACACACACACACACACACACACACACACACACACACACUGCACAGCAUAUACCAAUCUAUCAAACAUAACUAUGAAAAAUAAUAUACAAAGUAAACUAUAUUUGUGUAUCAUAUAUUUACUGUACUUAAACAGAAAGAUAAAUGUUAUUGAGUCAUUUUAAAAUUGCCUCCUUAAAAAUGUUCAUGUCUGAGUAAAUUUAUUUAUUGUAAUUGUAAAUAUGUAAGGAAAUGACCUGAGUAUCUUUCUUGUAAACUGUUUCUUCCUGUGUACAUGAUGCAUGACACAGUGUUAACCUGAUAACCACAGCAGCUACAGUUCCUCCCUGUGUUAUGUGAUGGUGAUAGGUGGUUCAGUAUCAGUACCCACUGUUGAUAAUGCUUCUCUUUGUCAGGUAAUGCCCAUGGUGUGUAUAAUAGAUAUAGCAUUUAUUUAUUUAUAUUUUUGUGUUAUGUGUCUGAUUAUAUAAAGUGGAAUAUAAUAUGUUAGUUUCAGAUGCUAUCAUUAUAUAUUUAUACACUUGUGUACACACACACACACACACACACACACACACACACACACACACACACACACACACACACACACACACACACACACACACACACACACCAAAGUUGAUAAUAUGAUUUAACGAACGUGAUAACAUUUUUACUUUUUUUUCAUGUACAGUUAACUAUUGUGUAUUAUGGAACAUUUGCCUCAGAGAUCUAUGAUACACUGACUCAAGAGUCUUCUUGCAGAUUUGCAUAUUAUUUGUACUUGUUUUCACAUGAUUUUGCAUAACAUUUUUACCUGCUUCACAGUUGUUGUUUUUUUUUCAGUGCAGGCCUUCAAGAGUGAAGCCUCAUUGUGCUUCAAAACAAUUUUGCUUCCUAAGUUUUAUACAGAUAGGUUACUGGCAGCCUUGUAUUGUAGAUAAUACAGAGUAUAUGUGAAAUAUUUAUUUAAUUCAUUAUUGUUAUUUUUUAAAUUUUAUUUUAUUUGUUUAUUUUCUCAAGCUCUGUGGUAUAAGUAACAUAUUACUUUUGUAUUAUUAUUAUUAUUAUUAUUUAUUUAUUUACUUUUUUAUGUGUUAUUUUGGGGGUAUACAACCUUCAUAAUUUAACCAUGUCCCAGAUAAUGGGAUUGCCAUGAAUCUUACCCCAUCACUAGAGGCUGCUGAAAUGCUGCUUGUACUCAUGCAUAUCAGAGUUGAAAUUUAGACCAUUUGAUUUCUGGAGAAUUAUUGUUAUGUAUAAUGUGCACUGCCUUACAGAGAAGUUGUUAAUUGGACAAUAAAUCUUACCCCAGAAAAA